UGUAACAGUAACAUCAUGAAACACCUGAAUGCAGUUUCUUUCACAUCAGAUUCAACGCUCCCAACUCAACUCACAACUCAACAUUCAACAACACCAAUCAAAUAUUCAGUUCCGCCACAUGAUUCCAUUGUGAAGACUUCAUCACCUUCUGGCAUCAUGAUGAAGCGUGGUUACAAAUCCAAGUCAUGGAAUGGUUCUCAGAAUUGCAGGGUUCCUUUGCUUGUCAUUUCUCUUGGAUUGAUGCUGAUGCUAGUGUUAGUGAUUGUUUUUGUAGUGCUUCAGAAUGAUGAUGGAAAACCUAAUUUAGCUCAUGAAAUUAAUGAUGGCCAGAAAACAAGUUUAUCUUCAGAAAUACCUCAACAAAAGUGGAAUAACUUCGACUCGGUGGUGAAAUUGAAGCCAACAAGAGAGACUAGGAAUGGAACAGAUGUGAUUUGGCAAGUGCCUGAAGCACCCAAAGGUGUUCUCUUUCUGGCACAUGGAUGCGAUGGCCGUGCCGUUAACUUUUGGGACCGAUCCCCUCAGUGCCCUGAUUGCGUUGGUUUGCCUGAAGAACGGCUGCUUGUUCUUAACGCCCUUGCUCGGGGUUUUGCCGUGAUCACCAUUUCGAGUGCUGGAAGAUGUUGGGCUUAUAAUGGUGUGGAAAAGUUUGUAGUCAAAGACAUUAUCAAAUGGUUUGUUGGUAAAGAGAAGCUUGAGAAACUUCCCCUGGUGGCUCUUGGUGCUUCGUCUGGGGGAUAUUUUGUAUCAUUGCUUCCAACCAUUAUGAAGUUUAAUAGUAUUGUCCUCAUGAUUGCCGAGGGAAUGUUUGAGAAAUUUGAUGUUGAAGAAAACUACCCGCCUACCCUAUUCGUUCACAUGCCAAAGGAUCUGUAUAGGCAGCAGAAAAUAGAUGAAUAUGUGGAGAUUUUGAAAGAGAAAGGGAUUGCUGCUGAUGUUGUUGAAUGCAUGGAGCUCCCAUUAUCACCAAACUUUUUAGCAGAUAGAGUUCCAGGUCUUGAUCAGAGACUUUCCCGAAGGUUAUUCGAAUUCUUUCGCAAAGAGGGAUUUAUUGAUCGCAAUGGAUAUAUGAAGAAAGACGGCCGGGUAACAAAAUGGAGAAAGGUACUUCAGGAGAAGAAAAAUUUCUUGGUGGAUAAGCAUCUCGUACCUCAUAUCCAGGAGGAGCUAAACCUUGCAUUUGCGUAUCAUGAGAUGACUAGUGUGCAUUCAGAUAAAAUCUUCAAGUGGUUUGAAUCUCAUAUGAGCUGAACAGACCAGAAUUGCGAUGCGCUCUCGUGUUUAAAUUGCUAAUGCUAUCUCCUGAAAAAUGAAAACUGUAUCCAAUCCAAAGGGCUGAAAUUUUCUAAUUGGAUGUCA
Molecule: messenger RNA, 1359 nt
Organism: Arachis duranensis
Lineage: Eukaryota; Viridiplantae; Streptophyta; Magnoliopsida; Fabales; Fabaceae
Exons: 2
Coding region: 16-1251 (411 amino acids)
Source: RefSeq, a predicted model, not a curated record